Messenger RNA from Peromyscus leucopus (white-footed mouse), 1912 nucleotides. Its product is annotated as N-acetyltransferase family 8 member 2-like. NCBI's taxonomy places the organism in Eukaryota, Metazoa, Chordata, Mammalia, Rodentia, Cricetidae. The record is from RefSeq and is a predicted model, not a curated record. The coding region runs from base 714 to 1394 and encodes 226 amino acids. The transcript is spliced from 4 exons. Gene Ontology annotation, molecular function: N-acetyltransferase activity.
AGCGGUAGACGCACUGUGUCUCUUGCAGGCUGCCUUCCCAGGGCUGCUCUGGGCACAAGUUCCUGGGCUCCCUCCUCCCGCCUCAGCUCAGGCACUGCCGCCAGGGGGCGCCGCGGAGCCCGCGCACCCCUUGCAUGUGUUCUCCAGCCCCGGCUUGGAGGGAGCGCAGCAAAUGUGGGCUGGGGGAUCUGUGAUCUGUGCCCCAUCACACAAGGUAAGGGUCACCACGAGAGGAGGAGCACUCGCUCGCGCCAGGCUCUGAGAGCCGACUUCCCGGAAGAUCGUCCCCCUCGGAAACAAGUCCGCCACUUCCGGAAGCCUCCAGUGCCCUCCCAGGUAGAACACUUUUCCUCCUGGGGAGUUGUCCUCACGGCUGAGCUUAGGUGGCUGACGGGGAGAGAAACAGAGACCCGCAGGUUCUUCCUAUGAAAAGAAAAAAUAUCCACCAAGGGAAGACUCACGGCCCUUUUCCACAACAUCCUGGACUCUGCCGGACUAAAUCUUCCCAAUUGCUGGAAAGAGGAUUUGCUGAAACGUGUGCCUAGGAAUACAGGAGUUUUCAGUGUCUGGACCCUGAAGAAGGAAAGAAAGACCUCGGAACAGCCUAUCUUUCCAUAGUGUGCCAGCUCAGUACCAAAGGGCUCAGGGAAGCCGUGCAAGAAGGUCUUGAUGUCCCUUGUGAUCACUGAUAUUUGAGAUCCAGAAGUCUCCGCAUGGCUCCUUAUCACAUCCGCCAGUACCAGGAGAGGGACCACAAAAGGGUCCUGGAAUUGUUCUCCAGGGGCAUGGAGGAGCAUGUCCCUGCCAUCUUCCGCCGUAUGUUGACACUGCCCCGAACCCUCCUGCCCUUACUUGGGGUGCUCGUAACCAUAGCCCUGGUGUCUGGCUCCUGGCUCCUGGCCACAGUGUGCAGCUUCCUCGUGCUCUUUUGCCUGUGGCUCCUUAUCUGGCUUGUUUGCAGAGAUUAUGUGGCUACAUGUUUUCACACAGACCUGGCUGACAUCACCAAGUCCUACCUGAAUGCACGUGGCUCCUUCUGGGUGGCUGAGUCUGGGGACCAGGUGGUGGGUACAGUGGGCUGUCUGCCAGUCAAGGAUCCCCCCUCAGGAAAGAAGCAACUGCAGCUCUUCCGCCUGUCUGUGUCCUCAGAGCAUCGAGGACAGGGGAUAGCGAAAGCCCUGGUCAGAACUGUCCUCCAGUUUGCAAGGGACCAGGGCUACAGUGACGUGGUCCUUGAGACUAGCAUUGUGCAGUAUAGCGCGUUGGCUCUCUACCAGGCCAUGGGCUUCCAGAAGACAGAUGAGUACUUUGCCAGCAUAACCAUGAGGCUAAUGGCUCUCUCUAUCUUUCGCUUCACUUACUCUCUCCCUUUUGCCUGGGAGCCAGGGAUGUGAUCAUUUUCUUUGUUUGUCUCUGAGGCUCCAGUUUGCUCUGCUGUAGGAACAAGCAAACCCUGGUAGUUUUCUGCUGCCCGGCACACGAGCUCACUUUUCCUUCCUUUCCGAUCCAGCCUUGCUGGUGGUGAGGUGUGGGUGUUGGCAACCGGUCCCAUUCUGCCCUUUUAGGUCACUCUUCGAUCUUUCUAGUGCUGUGAUAAUACAGCGCAGCACCCAGCCUGAGCCGAUACUGCACGCAUUUCAUGUAUGAGUCUAUUAGUUUCAGCUAGGUGGUUGCAGAUGUUCCAACAGUCCAGUCAAGAUGUAGGAUCUUUGCAGAGAGGCCAAAAUGAACACAGAAAGGAGCAAAGGUUUUCCUGGGACACCAAACUUGUCACUUAUGGGAAGAUGUAAGACUUGCAUAGAAAUGGAGCCUCCUCUGGUAGAGGCACAGCACAGUCAUGGGUCAGGGUGACCCUGUGAGGACUGGAGCAGUGAAGCAUUUAACUUACUCCUAAGCCACCUUUGUGCCAGGG